AUGCCACGCAACCUCUCGGGAGACGGCGCGGUGUUUGACGAACUAAUGCACACCUCUCGCUCAAACUCGCCCGCCACCGAAGAUGCCCGCCGCGGCUCGAACCCCUUGGUACAGCCUGCGCCCCAGCGGCCGUACGGCGGCGAAUUUAGCGGCAGCGGCCGCUACGGCGACGCGUACGGGACAUCAUCCAAGCGCGACUCGCUCCGCGAAGGCUAUCGCUACGGCGCCCCAGGCGCGUGGCGGCCCCAGAGCAACCUCGGUGGCCGCGAGAAUGCUUCAUGGCUGCAAGAGAAUAGAAACUCGCCCUUUGCCUCGAGCGCCGUGCGCGGCGGCGGAGAGGGGCAGGAGGAGGAGCGCGGCUACGACGGCGCGCCCGAAGGCACGCCACGGCCUACGCUGCGCAUCCCGGACGAGCGCCGGAUGGACACGGGCUCGGCGCACUCGUCGCCGGGGCCAUCACCCUACGCGAGCGCCGCGCCGACGCCGCCGCCGGGCAUCACCUCGUUUUCGCGCGCGGGAAUGCGCCCGGGCGAGCGGUACGGCGAGUACGGCAGCGGGAUGUACCGCUCCUCGUCGUUCACCGGCGCACAGGCCUACUCGCACGCGCAGCUGCCGUAUCCCCGCGGCAUGGCCUACCGCCCGCCAGAGUGGCAGGGCGAGGGCUACGCAUCGGACUCGGUGGCGGGCGAGGGCGAGUACCGCAAGCCGAAGUACGAAGAGGCGUACGGCGAGUAUGCGGACGCGCCGCCUGCGCCUUACUAUCAGGGCCAGGGCUAUGCGUACGGCCGGGGCCACGACGCUGCAUACAAGUACGGUGCGACGCGCGGUCAGCCCCAUGCGGAUAUGGACGUGUCGUCGGAAGAGGAGGCGAGUGACACCGAAAAGGUGGCCGCCACCGCGGCUCCAGCACGCUACACGCCGAAGCAGGCCCCGGCGCAGGUCACCGAGAGCGACUCGGGCGGGCCGAAGCUGCAUGUGUGCGAUGCAUGCAGCAAGACCUUUAGCCGGCGCUCGGAUCUCGCGCGCCACCGGCGUAUUCACACCGGCGAGCGCCCGUACCCUUGCGACUUUCCGGGGUGCGGCAAGAGCUUUAUCCAGCGCUCGGCUUUGACGGUGCACUCGCGUGUGCACAGCGGCGAGCGGCCACACCAGUGCGAGUUUGAGGGGUGUGGCAAAAGCUUCUCGGAUAGCAGCUCGCUCGCGCGUCACCGCCGCACACACACGGGGCGCCGCCCUUAUGUGUGUGCGGUGCCGUCGUGCGGCAAAAUGUUUACCCGCCGCACGACACUCAACCGCCAUGUCCGCAGCCACCAGCUUCCGCUGAAGAAGAGUGCCGCUGACGACAUGUACAAAGACGACGACGAGAACGCUGAAAGCGAUGAGGAGGAUCCCUCGGACGAAAGCAGCGAAGAACGUGCGUAG
Molecule: messenger RNA, 1422 nt
Organism: Malassezia japonica
Lineage: Eukaryota; Fungi; Basidiomycota; Malasseziomycetes; Malasseziales; Malasseziaceae
Exons: 1
Coding region: 1-1422 (473 amino acids)
Biological process (GO): regulation of transcription by RNA polymerase II
Cellular component (GO): transcription regulator complex; chromatin; PcG protein complex
Molecular function (GO): DNA-binding transcription factor activity, RNA polymerase II-specific; RNA polymerase II cis-regulatory region sequence-specific DNA binding
Source: RefSeq, a predicted model, not a curated record